ACAAAUAAAGAGGGGAAGGCGAGACCAGUUGAAAGCUGAAACCCUCCUCACUUCCACGCCUCUCCUCCCUUUCCACACUUAGCUACCUCCUACACUCUCCUCUACCUCCUAACACUCUCCUCAUGUCUUCUGGUGGUGGCGGAGGAGGGGAUCAAGACCGUCAUGGUGGCCUCUACCACCAGCACGGCCACGGCCACCUCGUUCGCGCUGAGGAUGCCGCCACUGGCUACCAGUUCAACAGCAACGACAUCGAGAGCUUCUUCAGCCAACAGCAUGUGGGCAUCGGUGGCGGUGGGAGCUCCGCCGACGAGAUCGUGCCGUACCCGAGCAUCACGGGCUACCUGCAGGGUUUCUUGGACCCCGCCGGGCAAGCUUGGCACCUCGACGUGCCGACUCAGGACGUGCCGACCAAGCACGAGCUGUCGGUCGACGUGAGGAGCUACGAUCUAGACAGCCAGGGUACCGGCAGCGCUGCAGGAGAAGGCGCGGCGCUGCUCACGCCCAAAUCGUCGGUGUCUUUCUCGUCCAGCGGCGGGGAGGGGGAGGGAAAGUCUCACCGGUGCAAGGGCCCGGCGAAGGAGGCGGACGAGGAGGAUGGAAAAAAUCAGCAGGAUGAUGAGGAAAAUCCCAAGAAAACGAAUAACAAAGUGACCAAGAAGAAAGCCGAGAAGAGGCAGCGGCUACCACGCGUGUCCUUCCUCACCAAGAGCGAGGUGGAUCACCUCGAGGACGGCUACCGCUGGCGCAAGUAUGGCCAGAAGGCCGUCAAGAACAGCGCAUACCCAAGGAGCUACUACCGGUGCACGACACCCAAGUGCGGGGUGAAGAAGCGGGUGGAGCGGUCGUACCAGGAUCCGUCGACGGUGAUCACAACGUACGAGGGGCAGCACACGCACCACAGCCCCGCCAGUCUCCGGGGAAGCGCCGCGCACCUUUUCAUGCCGCCUGGCCUUCACGGGCUGCCGCCGCCACACCUCAUGCCGCCGGGAGCAUUCCAUCCGGACCUGAUGAGCAUGAUGCACAUGCAGUACCCAAGUCCUGACAUGUACUUGCCUCCACCAAUGGCAACUCCUAAUGCUGCUCUUCAGCAGCAGCACUUUACUGACUACGCGCUAUUGCAAGACCUCUUCCCUUCAACAAUGCCCAACAACCCAUGACUAAUUAACUCAUGCAGAUACAUUUAGAUAAUUAGCUAGACUUAGUAGAUAUUAUGUUUUCCAAAUGCUGGAUUUGCGCCAGAUGUGAUCGCCAGGGUACCCUUGAGAAUUGGUCUAUGCAUGGUAUUGGUAUUAAUGAUCAAUUUGCUAGCUGCAAAAUUUCA
This is a messenger RNA of Lolium perenne, 1321 nucleotides long. RefSeq lists its product as uncharacterized. Gene Ontology annotation, biological process: regulation of DNA-templated transcription. Gene Ontology annotation, molecular function: DNA-binding transcription factor activity; sequence-specific DNA binding. The record is from RefSeq and is a predicted model, not a curated record. Lineage: Eukaryota; Viridiplantae; Streptophyta; Magnoliopsida; Poales; Poaceae.